UCACCAUUUCAUAUAUAUAUGCACAUAAUUCCUUUGUGAAUAACAAACAACCUUUAUUCCUCAGCCCUUAAGUAGAGUAGCUAUAGCUCCUGAGACCUUCCCGCUUUCAUUCUCCUCCAUUGAAACAAAACCAAAGUUCAAACCCUCUCCCUCAGUUUAUUAAACUACAAUUUCCUAUUUCCAAAAUCCACUACACACUUCUGAUGUAUUCAUAAGGUCAAAAGAAAACCAUCCAUCACCUCAUCAUCUAAAUUCUUCAAGAGGAGAGAGUUAAUUGGUAACUAAAGAGUUGAGUUUCUUCUAUGGCAUACUUAGUAGCUCCUAAACCUUAGUUGGCUUCAAAAUCUUGCACAAUCUUACCCUCCAAACUUUCCUUUUAUUUAUAUAUUUUUUUUUUUUCUGGGUGGUGUUCAUCAUGGACUACUUGAAGGAACUAGAAGGCAAAAGUGUCCAUGAUUAUUAUCAUCAGAUAAAGAUGAAUAAAAUGGCAAGCCCUAUAUUUGUCCCGGGACCAGUUAUAGUGGGAGCUGGUCCCUCAGGGCUAGCUGCAGCAGCUUGCCUUAAACAGAAAGGCAUUCCAAGCCUCAUCCUUGAAAGAGCUGAAUGCUUAGCUUCAAUGUGGCAGUUCAAGACUUACGAUCGCCUUAGGCUUCAUCUUCCAAAGCAAUUCUGCCAACUCCCUCUCAUGCCAUUCCCCAAAGCCUUGCCCUUAUAUCCAACCAAACAACAAUUCUUGGCCUACCUGAAUGCUUAUGCUGAUCACUUUGGCAUAAAACCUGUCUUCUGUCAAACAGUGGUCAGUGCUGAGUUUGAUCAUGUGUGUGAGCUUUGGAGGGUGAAGACUCAAGGGCUCAAAAAGGAGGACACAGCAGAAUAUGUUUGUCAGUGGCUUGUAGUAGCUAGUGGAGAGAAUGCUGAGGAAGUGGUGCCUCAGAUUGAAGGGAUGGAAGAGUUUGAAGGGCCUAUUGUACACACUAGCUUGUAUAAGAGUGGAAGCAUGUUUUGUGGGAAGAACGUUUUGGUGGUGGGCUGUGGGAAUUCAGGCAUGGAGGUUUGUUUGGAUCUCUCCAACCAUAAUGCUCUUCCAUCCCUAGUGGUUAGAGACACGGUGCAUAUCUUGCCACAACAGAUGCUUGGGAAAUCAACUUUUGGUUUAUCCAUGUUCUUGCUCAAGUGGUUCCCCAUACGUUUUGUGGAUCAAUUUUUGCUUCUAAUGUCACAUCUCAUGCUUGGAGACACUGCUCAAUUUGGACUUCACCGUCCCAAACUUGGGCCUCUAGAGCUCAAGAACUUGUACGGAAAGACACCAGUUUUGGAUGUUGGGACACUAACUCAGAUCAAAAAUGGAAAAAUUAAGGUUUGCCGGGGAAUUAAACGACUUGCACGCAAUACAGUGGAGUUUGUUGAUGGAAAAGUAGAGAACUUUGAUGCCAUCAUUCUAGCGACUGGUUACAAAAGCAAUGUACCCUCUUGGUUAAAGGGCAGUGAGAUGUUUAGUGAGAAAGAUGGGUUGCCCCGGAAGCCAUUCCCAAAUGGGUGGAAAGGUGAAAAUGGACUGUAUGCAGUGGGUUUCACAAAACGUGGCCUGCUUGGUGCUUCUAUUGAUGCUAAGAGGAUUGCUGAAGAUAUUCAACAUAGCUGGAAAGCUGAAUCCACGCAUGUAUUCCAGUUCCCUUGUCCACUUGCAUGAUGUGGGAAACAUAUUUAUAUAUUUGCAAAUUAAUGUUUUAGGAUUAAUUAGAAAAAGAAAAAAAAAAGGGUGGCCUAGCCUAUUGGUGGUGCCCUUUAUUUGACACAAUGCUGUCUACCAAACAAUUUCUCUCCCAUUUGAAAAGGGGAAAAGGAGCUUCAAAAAGGAAGAAAAAAAAAAUUAAGAUGAGAGGG
Molecule: messenger RNA, 1884 nt
Organism: Cajanus cajan (pigeon pea)
Lineage: Eukaryota; Viridiplantae; Streptophyta; Magnoliopsida; Fabales; Fabaceae
Gene: YUC2
Product: Flavin-binding monooxygenase family protein
Biological process (GO): auxin biosynthetic process
Molecular function (GO): flavin adenine dinucleotide binding; NADP binding; N,N-dimethylaniline monooxygenase activity
Source: RefSeq, a predicted model, not a curated record